Molecule: messenger RNA, 7980 nt
Organism: Mauremys mutica (yellowpond turtle)
Lineage: Eukaryota; Metazoa; Chordata; Testudines; Geoemydidae
Gene: ABCA5
Product: ATP binding cassette subfamily A member 5
Exons: 40
Coding region: 186-5126 (1646 amino acids)
Biological process (GO): lipid transport; transmembrane transport
Cellular component (GO): intracellular membrane-bounded organelle; membrane
Molecular function (GO): ATP binding; ABC-type transporter activity; ATP hydrolysis activity
Source: RefSeq, a predicted model, not a curated record
GUUGCAGUUCUGCCUUAUGCCCACCAGAGGGCGCUGUGGCGAUGGAACAAAGCCGCUGCUGCCAGCCAGCUGGGGAAGAGAGAGAACCUGCAGAGCCUUCUUCCCAGCGCCUGUAGGGCCAGAACCUGUCAUCUGAGGACCUCCCUGUGCUGUGCAAACGCGCCCCAUGAGGCUACUCUUGAAAAAUGGCUGCAGAAACUGCAAGGGAGGCAGGGGUGUGGAGACAAACCAAAGCUCUUUUAUUCAAGAACUACCUUGUUAAAUGCAGGACUAAGAAGAGUAGUGUGCAGGAAAUCCUUUUUCCACUAUUGUUUUUAUUUUGGCUUAUAUUAAUGAGCAUGAUGCAUCCAAAUAGGAAGUUUGACGAGGUGCCCAACACUGAUCUUGGUACUUUAGAUCGCUCCAUGCUCUUGGACUUCAUUCUUGGAUACACACCAGUGACAAACAUGACAAGAAAAAUCAUGCAGAAAGUGUCUUUUGAAUACUUUGAAGAUGCUGUAAUUACAGAAGAAUUUUUCAGUGAAAAAGAAUUGCAAGAGGCUAGUACUGUUAACCCCUCAAACUUUGUUGGUGUAGUUUUCAAAGAUUCGAUGUCCUACCAGCUUAGAUUCUUUCCUGUUGCUGUCUCGCUGUCUUCUAUCAAUGUAGAAUCAAGAGCCAGUUGUUCCAGUUUAUCAAAGGGAUGUGAAUCUGUUACCUACUGGCGCUCAGGAUUUGCAGCUCUACAAACUUGUAUUGAUGCAGCAAUAAUACAGCUGAAGACUAAUCAUUCAGUUUGGGAAGAACUGGAAUCGACUAAAGCUGUUAUUAUGGGAGAGGCUGCUGCUAAGAAAAUCAGUUAUUUUCCUCGAGCAGUUAUUUUAAUUUACCUAGUAAUAGCUUUCUCACCCUUUGGGUACUAUUUGGCAAUUCAUAUUGUGGCAGAAAAGGAGAAGAAGUUGAAAGACUUUUUAAAGAUAAUGGGGCUUCAUGACACCGCCUUUUGGCUGUCUUGGGUUCUACUGUACACAACUCUGAUUUUUGUCAUGUCCAUUCUCAUGGCAGUCAUUGCAACAGCCUCGUCACUAUUUCCCCAAAGUAGCUCCUUUGUGAUAUUUCUUCUUUUUUUCCUGUAUGGAAUAUCCUCAGUUUUCUUUGCUUUCAUGCUGACGCCUCUAUUUAAAAAAUCAAAGCAUGUGGGUAUAGUUGAAUUUUUGGCAACACUGGCUUUUGGUUUUGUGGGUCUCACUGUUGUCCUGUUGGAUGAUUUUCCAAAGUCUUUUGUAUGGAUUCUAAGCCCCUCGUGUCAGUGUACGUUCUUGAUUGGGAUUGCACAGGUCAUGUAUCUGGAAGAUUAUGAAGAUGGUGCAAUAUUUUCAAAUUUAAAUCACGGCCCUUAUCCACUAGUUAUUUCUCUUAUUUUACUGGUUCUGGAUAGCAUGUUUUACCUACUUCUAGCUGUCUAUCUUGAUCAGGUCAUUCCAGGUGAGUUUGGAUUACGACGGACAUCAUUUUUCUUUAUGAAGCCCUCAUUUUGGUCAAAGCGCAGAAGAAAUUACAAGGAGUUAUAUGAGAGUAGUGUGAAUGGACUCUUAAGUUUCAGUGAGAUGGUUGAACCUGUAUCUUCAGAAUUUCAGGGAAAAGAAGCUAUCAGAAUCAGCUGUGUUCAGAAAACAUUCAGAAAAAAGGGUGAAACUGUGGAGGCUCUCAGAAGUUUAUCCUUUGACAUAUAUGAGGGUCAGAUUACAGCUUUACUUGGGCAUAGUGGAACAGGCAAGACAACACUGAUGAACAUUCUUUGUGGACUCUGCCCACCUUCUGAUGGGUUUGCAUCUGUCUAUGGACACAGAAUCUCUGAAAUCGAUGAAAUGCUCGAUGUACGAAAGCUAACGGGGUUUUGCCCACAAUUAGAUAUACAUUUUGACGUAUUAACUGUGGAAGAGAAUUUAUCAAUAUUUGCUCAUAUUAAAGGGAUAUCUCCCAAUGCUCUGAUACAAGAGGUGCAGAAAGUGAUGAAUGAUUUGGAUAUGCAGCCCAUCCGAGAUAACCAAGCUAAAAAAUUAAGUGGAGGGCAGAAGAGAAAGCUGUCGAUAGGAAUCGCUGUUCUUGGGAGCCCAAAGGUUUUACUCUUGGAUGAACCAACUGCUGGUAUGGACCCAUGUUCUCGACACGUUGUUUGGAAUCUCCUGAAAAACAGACAAGCCAAUCGGGUAACAGUAUUCAGUACUCAUUUCAUGGAUGAGGCAGAUAUUCUUGCUGAUCGAAAAGCUGUGAUUUCUCAAGGUACACUGAAAUGUGUUGGCUCGUCUCUUUUCCUCAAAACCAAAUGGGGAAUUGGCUACCGCUUGAGCAUGCAUAUAGAUGGAUAUUGCAAUACAGAAGCUACAACAGCCUUGAUCAAACAGCAUAUCCCUGGAGCCAGCUUGGUACAACAGAAUGAACAGCAGCUUGUGUAUACCUUACCUUUUAAAGACGUGGACAAGUUUUCAGGAUUAUUUUCUGAUCUAGACACUCAUUCACAUUUGGGUGUUAUUAGUUACGGAGUUUCCAUGACAACGUUGGAGGAUGUGUUCCUGAAGCUGGAAAUUGAAGCAGAAAUUGAUCAAUCAGAUUAUAGCAUAUUUAAUUCCCAGUCAGCAGGCGAGGAAAUGGAUACAAAAUUGCUCGAUGAGAUGGAACAAAGCCUACUGAUACUCUCUGAGACAAAAUCAUCUGCAGUAAGCAAUACAGCUCUCUGGAAAGAGCAGGCCUCUACUAUAGCAAAGGUUCACUUCCUUAACUUAAGACGUGAAAAUAAGUCAUUGGGACUUAUGUUGCUGCUUUUUUUAGUGUUUCUUGUCAUUCAGAUUUUAAUGUUCCUUAUACAUCACUACUUUAAAAACCCUGUGGUUCCCAUCAAACUUUCCCCAGAUUUGUACUUGCUGAAGCCUGGAGAAAAAUACAACAAGUACAAAACAAGUCUCCUCCUUCAGAACUCCACAGGAUCAAAUAUUGAUGAUCUCAUCAGUGCUCUCAGAAGCCAGCAGAUAUUGACUGAGAUGUUCAAUGACAGUGAUUACAUGUCAGCUGCACCCCACAGUGCAGCUUUAAAUGUGUCACUUUCAGAAAAGAGCUACAUCUUUACAGCUGUAUUCAACAGUACUAUGGUGCACGCUCUGCCUGUUUUGAUGAACAUCAUUAGCAACCUGUUUCUCCACAAUUUAAAUGUGACUGAGAAUAUUCAAAUCUGGAGUAACCCGUUCAUUCAAGAAAUUGAUGACACAGUUUUCAGACUGGAGGAUUUUUUUCAAGUGAUGUUACUAGGAAUCAUUGUAACGGGGGUGCCACCAUAUUUUGCCAUGGAAAAUGCAGAAAACCAUAAGAUCAAAGCUUACACUCAACUUAAGAUCUCAGGUCUUUAUCCAUCUGCUUACUGGAGUGGACAAGCAGUCAUUGACUUUCCUUUAUUUUUCAUUAGUCUUGUUCUGAUGAUAGGAAGCUUAUGUGCAUUUCAUCGUGGUGUUUAUUUUGAUACUUGGAAGUUCCUUGCUAUUAUCUUCUGCCUUAUUGGCUAUGUACCAUCAGUAGUGCUGUUCACUUACGUGCUCUCUUUCACCUUUAAAAAAGUGCAAAAUGCCAAAGAAUUUUGGUCGUUUAUUUUUUCAAUGACUGCUUUGAUCUCUACUGUUGUCACUGAAGUGGCAUUCUUUAUGAGAUAUUUCAUGAUAACCACCAUUUUUCAUUAUGUGUUCUGUGCCUUCAUACCAAUCUAUCCUCUUAUCGGAUGCCUGAUUAGUUUUAUAAAGGUAUCACGGAAACACCUACAAAAGAAUGAAAAAUACCAUGAGCCCUGGGACAAACUCUUGGUAGCAGUUAUCGCGCCUUAUUUGCAAUGUGUAGUGUGGCUGUUCCUCCUGCGAUAUCUUGAAGUGAAAAAUGGAGGUAAAUCGAUAAGAGAAGACCCAUUUUUCAGAACUUCUACAAAGAUCAAAACAUGGAAAUUUCGAGAUGAUCCACAUAAUGAGAAUGAGGAUGAAGAUGUAAAGGCAGAGAGAUUGUGGGUCAAAGAAAUGACAACCUGCCAGAGCUGUGAUGAGAAACCAGCAAUUCUGGUCAACAGUCUGCAUAAAGAAUAUGAUGAAAGGAAAGAUUUUCUUCUUGGGAGAAAAAUAAAGAAAGUGGCAACUAAACACGUCUCUUUUUGCGUAAAAAAAGGAGAAAUACUUGGAUUGCUAGGACCAAAUGGAGCUGGGAAAAGCACCCUGAUUAAUAUGCUGGUGGGAGACGUUGAACCAACUGCUGGCCAGGUGCUGAUAGGAGACUAUUCUUUAGGAUUGAACAGUGAGGAUAAUUCUGCUAAAUUUGUGGGAUAUUGUCCUCAAAUAAAUCCACUAUGGCCAGAUAUUACAUUGCAGGAGCAUUUUGAAAUAUAUGGAUCUAUCAAAGGAAUGAGUAAAACAGAUGUGGAAGAAGUCAUAAAACGCAUUGCAAGGGCCCUUGAAUUGAAAACCCAUCUACAGAAAACAACAAAGAAAUUAGCAGUUGGAAUUAAGCGCAAGUUAUGUUUUGCGCUAAGUAUGCUGGGUAAUCCCCAGAUUACAUUGCUAGAUGAACCAUCCACUGGUAUGGAUCCUAAAGCGAAACAGCACAUUUGGAUGGCAAUUCGAGCAGCAUUUAAAAGCAAAGAGAGAGCAGCUAUUCUGACCACUCAUUAUAUGGAAGAGGCUGAAGCUGUGUGUGAUCGAGUUGCAAUCCUGGUGUCUGGACAGUUAAGGUGUAUUGGUUCAAUUCAGCAUCUAAAGAGUAAAUUUGGCAGAGGCUAUUUCUUGGAAAUGAAAUUAAAAGAAACAGCAGACGUACAACAGGUGGAGUUCCUUCGCAGGCAAAUUUUGCACAUCUUCCCAAAUGCAUCUCAUCAGGAAAGUUUUGCCUCCAUUUUGGCAUAUAAAAUUCCUAAGGAAGAUGUACAGUCGCUCUCUCAGUCUUUUUUGAAACUGGAAGAAGCAAAACAUGCCUUUAAUAUCGAGGAGUACAGCUUUUCUCAAGGAACCCUGGAACAGGUUUUUGUGGAACUUGCUAAAGAACAAGAAGAGGAAGAUAACAGUUUUGGAACCUUAAACAGCACGCUUUGGUGGGAAAGAAGACAGGAAGAUAGAGUCAUUUUUUGAGCUCUUUAAAUACUGUAGGAGUCAAUAGAUGUACACUGCAGUUCACGUUUGUCUGGCUCGUUUGUUUGUUUGUUUGUGUGCUGAGUACUAAGAAAGCAGUUGAGAUUGAGAAAAAUAUCUGACUAGGAAAAACAAAAAUAAUAUUUGGAAACUUUUAGCAUAUUUCCCCUUCCUGGCCUUAUCCAUCAAUAUUAUGCAAGUGUGGGAGUGCCUUUAUUUGUGAGGACUCUCAUUGCUAGCAUAUAAUUUGUCUGUUUUUUUAAAUUUCUGAUCCACUCGCCUUACUCUGUCCUGUUUUGAAGCGAAAUGAUAAAUAACAAUUUAGUUCUUUAUAAUUUCCUGUUUGUUUUGAUCAGUCUGUGCUCUGUGCUUCUAGAAAUUCCAACCUUGAGCUUGUUCAGCUAUUCAGUAUGUAAUGUCAAUAUAUAAUUGAUCAACUCCAGGAUCAAACUUCUGCCUUGCUUAUCUUUCAAGAGGCAGCUUCCACCAAAGGCAGAGGUCCACAGAACCAGGACAACAGCACUAGAAAAGAGUCACAAAAGCAGAAGUCAGCAAAGAGGAUAUAGCAAUGCCAGAAGUCAAUGACUUGUCUGAGUUGGAGUAAACAUGUAGCUAUAAGGUGGAUGUUCAAAGAAGGUCAAUUUUGAGCUUGAACUGCCUGAUAGUGUUCUGGUAAGCUUUAUUGUCACAUCCUCUGCAUAAAAUUCCAUGUAGCAUACAUUGCUCUACAGAGUUAACUGCCUGAUUCCAGGAUUCAUCGUGGAAUAUGAUGCUGGUUAGUUCAGCCUAAAUUGUUUAUAUGAUACCAAUACCUAAAAUUCUGUUAACCUGUAGGCUGUCUUUAAAUUCCCAUUGGAUCCUGCUGAUCAAAAUCCUGAUACUCCUGUUUGGUAUGUACAGUUCAGGUCAACUCUCCUUAUCCAAAAUAAUCAAUAUAGUACAACAGUGCCUCUAUUAUGGAUCCUGCUCCAUCACCUAAAUUCUUGAGUUUAUUUGCUGUAUCUCAGUUUUAAACUCCUCCUCUUUUGUGCUAUGACCAUACUGGUUAGUCUCUUCUCAUCCUAACAUUCCUCCAGUCCUAUGCUGCUUCAGAGUGUGUAACGUGUGUGUUUUAACUAAUCUCUGCCCUCUUUUGGGCUAGCACCUCCCCACUGAUCAGUAGGCACAUGAUAGAUAUAUAGCAUAGUGAUGAGGGACACAGCUGUCAUUUCACAAACUUGCUUGGAAGAGGCCAGAGGCCCUUUUGCUUUAGUAAAAGAUACAGGGGGGAAAGGAAAUUCAACAUUCAUCACUAAAUAGGGCCCUAACUUAUAUAAUAAACUUAACUUGGGGAUCCACUCAACAUAAAAAUAUUUACACGUUAGUAUAAUAUGGCACGUGGUUAAUCGUUAUGUACCUUUUUAAUGCAAAUUGGCAGGUGUAACUCUAAUCAAGUUACCUUUGCAGGUUGCAUAAAAAUUUAUCAUGCAUGCACUUGAGUUUAAAUGUGGUUUGCAAAGAUGGAUAGGUUCCUUUCAGUCUCUAUUUGUAAAAGCAUGAACACCAAAUGAAUAUAUCUUUAUGGAAUUUGCAUAAAUGUGAGCAUUUCUAAUUGUAUUCUUUGUUAAAACAACCUGUUUUAUUGAACAGAUGUUCUAACACAUGUUUAAAAGGCAUUUAUUUAAAUGUGUUCAUUUUUUGUAACAGCGAAUUUACAGGCUUAUGCACCAAUACUCUCUAAUAUAUCUUUUUUGCGAUAGUAAUGAGGCAAUACAAUACAUGUCCAGUUCACUGACAGUGCUUUCUUAUUUCUAUCAUGCUCAUUUUCUCUCACCAUAAAUCAAAAAGAGUAAGCUCAAAAUGCAGAUAUUGUCUUGUCGAUAAGAAUACUUUUGUUUGCUUUCUGGCAAAAUUGUUCUUUGAGAAGAAAUAAUAAGAGAGCCCAUGUGUGGUUCUACAUCCUCAGAUCUGAGAGCAAAUAUUUAUCCUGUUUGUGGUUUCAAAGAAAAAUAUUUUUGAUUUAAAAUUGAAAGAAUUGAUUAAUCUAAUUGGCUAUUUAAUCUGAACUUUUUAGAAUCAAAAUUCAGGUUUUUGAACAAUCGAUUGCAUUGUAGAAUGUAUUAAUUGAAAUGCAUUGUGCAAAUACUCUGUAUAUCUGACGACACAUGACACAUAAGACAUAUCAGUUAUAUAUGUUUACUUUAAGAUUAGAAAAUUCCUAUCAUCUUCCUUUCUGAAAUGUUCAAAACUCAGAAAACUAUGCUAUAAAUCAAAGUUUUAUGCUCCCAAACAUUGUGUCCUAUUGGGCAAUAAUUAAUGUAAAAUUGAUUGAUUGCUUAAUUCUGUCUGUGUAGGGUCCCGUUUAUUUCAAUGCAAGUCUUAUAAUUGACAGAGGGGGCAGGAGUGAGCCCGAUAUGUGUAUAGUUUUUGCUUCUUUCUCUGUACAUCUAGGAUUGCAUAGAAUUAUGUGGAUCUUGUUUUCUUACAUAUUGCACUUGAGCCUGUGAAUCCCAUUUAGACCUUGAUACCCUGCAUGGUGCCGCUAUGCUGAGUGGGAAGGGAGAGGGUGCAUUAUCUUUCAGGAGCUGGUAUACAGUCAGUCUGUCCACUUUAAUAAGCCAUAUAUAGUGGAACCAUCUUGCACUGAAAUGUGGAGUAAUGUAACUCAGUUUAUAUUGAAGUAGAAUGAUUAUCUGCUGAAUUGUUUUAAGGCACUGGCGGCCAAAUUCUGUUACACUCAUGGAAUCCUAUUGCUAUUGUUGUAAUGUAUUUAUUUAACAUUUAUAUUGCAGUAGCAUCUAGAGCAGGGGUCGGCAACCUUUUAGAAGUGGUGUGCUGAGUCUUCAUUUAUUCACUCUAAUUUAAGGUUUUGUGU